AUGAGACCCGCCGCCAUGAUCAAGAAGCUGUGUCAGAGCGAGUCCGAGCUGAGCAUCCCGGCCAAGAACUGCUAUCGCAUGGUGGUGCUGGGCUCCUCCAAGGUGGGCAAGACGGCCAUCGUCUCCCGCUUCCUGACGGGCCGCUUCGAGGAGCAGUACACGCCCACCAUCGAGGACUUCCACCGCAAGUUCUACAGCAUCCGCGGCGAGGUCUAUCAGCUGGACAUCCUGGACACGUCGGGCAACCACCCCUUCCCCGCCAUGCGGCGCCUCUCCAUCCUGACAGGAGAUGUCUUCAUCCUGGUGUUCAGUUUGGAUAACCGGGACUCCUUCGAGGAGGUGCAGCGGCUGAAGCAGCAGAUCCUGGAGACCAAGUCGUGCCUGAAGAACAAGACCAAGGAGAACAUGGAGGUGCCCCUGGUCAUCUGUGGCAACAAGGGCGACCGAGACUUCUACCGGGAGGUCGAGCCCCGGGAGGUCGAGCAGCUGGUCGGGGCAGACCCUCAGAAAUGUGCCUACUUUGAGAUCUCCGCCAAGAAGAACAGCAGCCUGGACCAGAUGUUCCAAGCACUCUUUGCCAUGGCGAAGCUGCCCAGCGAGAUGAGCCCGGACCUGCACCGCAAGGUCUCGGUGCAGUACUGUGACAUGCUGCACAAGAAGGCGCUCAAGGGCAAGAAGCUGUUGAAGGAAGGGGCCGAGGGCAGCGGCGGGGAAGCCUACGGCAUCGUGGCCCCCUUUGCCCGCCGGCCCAGCGUGCAUAGUGACCUCAUGUACAUCCGGGAGAAGGCCAUCGGCGGCGGGCAAGCCAAGGACAAGGAGCGCUGUGUGAUCAGCUAG
Messenger RNA from Emys orbicularis (European pond turtle), 837 nucleotides. RefSeq names its product ras related dexamethasone induced 1 (gene RASD1). Gene Ontology annotation, molecular function: GTPase activity; G-protein beta-subunit binding; GTP binding. Gene Ontology annotation, biological process: signal transduction. The transcript is spliced from 2 exons. Bases 1 to 837 code for a protein of 278 amino acids. Gene Ontology annotation, cellular component: cytoplasm. NCBI's taxonomy places the organism in Eukaryota, Metazoa, Chordata, Testudines, Emydidae. The record is from RefSeq and is a predicted model, not a curated record.